CUAUAUAAGCUAGAGGGAGGGAGAGAGAGAGAGAGAGGGAGAGAGAGAGCUAUGGCGAUGGCGUCUAGGGUUCCGAUCUGCUUCUGCAUUUUCGUUUUCUGUCUUUUCAUUUCGUUUCAUGGAUUAGUCUCUGCUUCCGAAGGAGGAGAAGGCAAGGCUAAGGAGUUUGUGGUCACUCUUGAUAGUUCCAACUUCUAUGAUACUGUUAACAAUCAUAGCUUCAUAGUCGUCGAGUUCUACGCUCCAUGGUGUGGUCACUGUAAGCAUCUUGCUCCUGAGUACGAGAAAGCUGCAUCAGUUUUGAGUAGUCAUGACCCUCCCGUAGUUCUUGCUAAAGUGGAUGCCAGUGAUGAAGCAAACAAAGGACUUGCCACCGAAUUUGAGAUAAGGGGCUUCCCUACCAUCAAGAUUCUAAGAAAUGGAGGGAAGAUUGUUCAAGACUACAAAGGUCCUAGGGAUGCUGAUGGUAUAGUGACAUUUUUGAAAAAACAAGUUGGUCCGGCAUCAGCUGAGAUAAAAUCUGUUGAAGAUGCUGGAAAUCUUAUUGAUGAAAAAAAGAUUUUUAUUGUUGGGGUUUUCUCAGAAUUUUCAGGGGAGGAAUUUGAGAACUUUACACAAUUAGCAGACAAGUUGCGCUCUGACUAUGAUUUUGGUCAUACCUUGGAUGCAAAACACCUUCCAAGAGGAGAAUCAACAGUCAGAGGGCCUACUGUUAGGUUGCUCAAGCCAUUUGAUGAACUUGUUGUUGAUUUCCAGAAUUUUCAUGUUGAUGCUCUGGAGAACUUUAUUGAAGAAGCUAGUUUGCCCACUAUCACUCUUUUCAACAAGGAUCCUAGCAACCAGCCGUUCAUCGAAAAGUUUUUUAACAGUCCUAAUGCCAAGGCAAUGCUGUUUAUGAACUUCGGUAGUGAGCUUGCUGAUACUUUCAAGUCGAAAUACCAUGAUGUUGCAGUGCAGUACAAAAAGAAGGGAGUAGGAUUUUUAUUGGGUGACGUUGAGACCAGUCAAGGUGCAUUCCAGUAUUUUGGUCUUCAAGAGAAUCAGGUGCCUCUCCUCAUCAUACAGACUAAUGAUGGCAAGAAGUAUCUCAAACCAAAUCUGGAUCUUGAUCAUAUUGCUCCCUGGUUGAAGGAGUACAUGGAUGGCAGUUUAAAGCCAUAUGUGAAGUCAGAACCAAUUCCUGAAGUUAACAAUGAACCAGUGAAGGUUGUAGUUGCUGAUAACCUCCAGGAUGUUGUUUUCAACUCUGGAAAGAAUGUUUUGCUGGAGUUUUAUGCACCUUGGUGUGGACAUUGCAAGAAGCUGGCUCCAAUCUUGGAUGAAAUUGCUGUUUCUCUCCAGAGUGAUGCUGAUGUCAUCAUUGCAAAGAUAGAUGCAACUGCAAAUGACAUUCCGACUGAUACUUUUAAUGUUAGAGGUUACCCAACUCUGUACUUCAAAACAGCUAGUGGAAACCUUUCGCAGUAUGACGGUGAUAGAACAAAGGAGGCUAUCAUCGAUUUCAUUCGGAAGAGCCGAGAUAAAACUGGUCACCAGGAUUCUGUUAAAGAUGAGCAAGAUUCAGUAAAAGAUGAGCUGUGAUGAAUAAUAGGAGGAUUUGCUUCCCUCAGCUGUAGGCGCUGCGGCCUACGGUGGUAGAGUAGCAACUAGCAAGAAGAAAGAAAAAUGUUCCAAGGGACUAGUCUGAAUAAAACAGAAAAUAGGUGCCUUUUUGUUCAAUUAUAGUUUGUCCAUCAUUUUUCUUUUCCUUCUCUUUAUCUUAUAUAUAGUGUAGAAUGGAUAAACAGUUAUCGGAUUCCGGAUGUAGUUUAUAGUUUAAUCUAUAACAAAAUCAGAGUUCUUCUA
Molecule: messenger RNA, 1845 nt
Organism: Macadamia integrifolia
Lineage: Eukaryota; Viridiplantae; Streptophyta; Magnoliopsida; Proteales; Proteaceae
Product: protein disulfide-isomerase-like
Exons: 11
Coding region: 52-1581 (509 amino acids)
Biological process (GO): protein folding; response to endoplasmic reticulum stress
Cellular component (GO): endoplasmic reticulum
Molecular function (GO): protein disulfide isomerase activity
Source: RefSeq, a predicted model, not a curated record